AUGCAGUCCUCAACGGGCAUGUUGACAAAGUUCGAGUCGAAGAGCUCUCGAGCCAAGGGCCUCGCUUUCCAUCCCAAACGACCAUGGAUUCUCGUUUCGCUGCAUUCAUCAACGAUCCAGCUAUGGGACUAUCGCAUGGGCACUCUAAUUGACAGAUUCGAGGAACACGACGGCCCCGUGCGAGGCAUCGACUUCCACAAGACACAACCCCUCUUCGUAUCCGGCGGUGACGACUACAAGAUCAAGGUCUGGUCCUACCAGACAAGACGUUGUCUGUUCACGCUCAAUGGCCACUUGGACUAUGUUCGAACCGUCUUCUUUCACCACGAGCUGCCAUGGAUCGUCUCGGCCUCAGAUGACCAGACGAUCCGGAUAUGGAAUUGGCAGAACAGAUCUCUCAUCUGCACCAUGACCGGCCAUAACCAUUACGCCAUGUGCGCCCAAUUCCACCCGAAGGAGGAUCUCGUCGUUUCGGCAUCUCUGGACCAGUCUGUUAGAGUAUGGGAUAUCUCUGGGCUGCGCAAGAAACACUCUGCUCCUACAUCAAUGUCGUUUGAGGAUCAGGUCGCCCGCGCGAAUCAGAACCAGACCGACAUGUUCGGCAACACCGACGCCGUCGUGAAGUUCGUUCUAGAAGGCCAUGACCGCGGCGUCAACUGGGUUGCGUUUCAUCCCACAAUGCCGCUCAUUGUGUCCGCUGGUGAUGAUCGGCUCGUCAAGCUGUGGCGCAUGAGUGAAACCAAGGCUUGGGAGGUGGAUACGUGCCGUGGCCAUUUCCAGAACGCAUCUGGCUGCCUGUUCCAUCCCCAUCAGGAUCUCAUUCUGUCGUGCGGUGAAGACAAGACCAUUCGCGUAUGGGAUUUGAACAAGCGCACAGCUGUUCAGUCCUUCAAGAGAGAGAAUGAUAGGUUUUGGGUCAUUGCUGCGCAUCCCGAGAUCAACCUAUUUGCGGCUGGUCAUGAUAACGGAGUCAUGGUCUUCAAGCUAGAACGCGAGCGUCCGGCUUCAGCGGUGUAUCAAAACCAGCUCUUCUACAUCACUCGGGAGAAGCAUGUGCGAUCUUAUGACUUCCAGAAGAAUACCGAGAGCCCUACCCUCUUGUCUUUGAAGAAGGUGGGACCAGCCUGGACUCCCCCUCGCACUCUAUCCUACAACCCUGCCGAACGGUCUGUUCUUGUGACAUCGUCGGCGGACAACGGAUCAUACGAGCUCAUCAAUCUCCCUCGGGAUGGUUCGGGAGCGAUUGAGCCCACGGAAUCCAAGCGCGGUCAAGGAAACUCUGCCAUCUUCGUGGCACGGAAUCGCUUCGCCGUAUUGAACACCUCCACCCAGACUGUCGACAUCAAGGAUUUGUCCAACAACACCACCCGGUCGUUCAAGCCUCCUGUCGGCACUAGUGAUAUCUAUUUCGGCGGCACGGGCAACCUGCUCAUAAUUACCCCUACCGCUGUUCACCUCUACGAUAUUCAGCAGAAGAAGAGCAUCGCAGAAUUUGCAGUCAACGGUGUGAAGUAUGCUGUAUGGUCUAACGACGGGCUCUAUGCUGCUCUACUGAGCAAGCACAAUGUUACCAUUGUGACGAAGACUCUCGAGCAAGUCAGCACCCUCCACGAAACGAUUCGUAUCAAGAGCGCAACGUGGGACGAUGCUGGCGUUCUGCUAUAUUCGACCCUUAACCACGUCAAAUACACCCUUCUCAACGGCGACAACGGUAUUGUCCGCACACUAGAUCAGACCGUCUAUCUUGUCCGAGUCAAGGGCAGGAAUGUGUAUUGUCUCGACAGGUCCGCCAAGCCCAGAAUCCUUCAGAUCGACCCGACAGAAUACCGCUUCAAGCUGGCACUUGUGAAGCGCAACUACGAGGAGAUGUUGCACAUUAUUCGCAAUUCGAGCUUGGUGGGACAGUCUAUCAUCUCUUAUCUCCAGAAGAAGGGUUACCCCGAGAUCGCACUGCAGUUCGUUCAAGAUCCGACUACCCGCUUUGACCUCGCUAUCGAGUGCGGCAACCUAGACGUCGCAGUCGAGAUGGCUAAGCAGCUCGACAAGCCUGCGCUAUGGUCUCGACUGAGCACUGAAGCGCUUGCUCACGGCUCUCAUCAAAUUGUCGAGAUGUGCUACCAGAAACUGAAGCAGUUUGACAAGCUCUCAUUCUUGUAUCUCUCAACUGGUGACCACUCCAAGCUUGCAAGGAUGGCCAAGAUCGCUGAACACCGAGGUGACUUCACUGCCCGGUUCCAGAACGCUCUCUAUCUGGGCGAGGUUGAGGACAGGAUACAAAUGUUCAAGGAAAUCGAUCUCUACCCGCUGGCUUAUAUGACCGCCAAGUCCAAUGCCCUCGAGGAGGAGUGUCAAUCCAUUUUGGAGGCGACAGGUUUGACGGAAGACCAGUUGACUCUGCCCCAGAUCGGACAAGGACUCACGCCGCCAAGGCCUGUUAUCCCCACGUUCAAGGCGAAUUGGCCCACUAAGGCUACAUCGCAAUCUUUCUUCGAGAAGGCUCUUCUUGGACAGGUCGAGGGGCUGUCCCUAGAGGAUGAGCCUGCAGCGUCCAAUGGAUUCGAUCUCGAGGAAGCUGCCGAUGACAGUGCUGCUAAGCGCAACGGAGUCCUUGCAGAGGCUGAUGAAGAUGAAGAUGCCGCAGGCUGGGACAUGGGCGAGGAUAUCGUUCCCGAGGUAGAAGGUGACUUCGUGAACGUGGAGAGCACUGAUGCUGGCGGUGCCGGCAGCAGUGAAGCGGACCUGUGGGCCCGUAAUUCGCCACUGGCGGUCGACCAUGUUGCCGGCGGCUCCUUCGAGACGGCCAUGAAUCUCCUCAAUAGGCAAGUCGGUGCAGUGAAUUUCGCACCGCUCAAACCCCGAUUUCUUGAAGUGUACCAGGCCACAAAGACCUACCUGCCUGCUUCUGCCGGUCUACCUCCUUUAAUCAAUUACGUCCGCCGAACUGUCGACGAGACCGACCCGAGAAAGGUUCUGCCCAUCAUUCCCAGAGACCUCGAAUAUCUCGCGUCGAACGAUCUGCAGCGUGGUUAUGAAGCCAUGAAAGGCAAUAAGCUGGAGGAUGGCCUAAGGAUUUUCAAGGGCAUUCUCCACGCUGUACUGGUCAAUGCUGUCUCAAGUGACAGCGAGGUGGCCGAAGCCAAGAAGCUAAUCACUUCUGCCAGCGAGUACACCGUGGCCAUGGCGGUUGAGCUAGAGCGAAGAAAGCUAGGUGCGCCAGAUGUUGUGUCCAAGAACCCUCAACUGCAGAAGCGGAGCUUGGAACUAUCGGCAUACUUCACCAUUCCCAAGAUCGAGGUUCCCCACCGCCAGCUCGCGUUGCUUAACGCGAUGAACCUAGCUAUGCGAAGCAAGAACUAUAACUCUGCCCUAAGCUUCGCCAACAGAAUACUGGCGAAUGGAGGGGCCAGCAAGAUUCUCGACAGUGCACGCAAGACCAAGGCUCAGUGCGAGCGCAACCCUCACGAUACGGUUGAGAUUGAGUUUGACCAAUUCGCCGAAUUCGAGGUCUGUGCAGCCAGCCACACCCCUAUUUAUAGCGGGACCUCAUUCGAGGAGUGUGCAUUUGACGGCUCCAAGUACCACUCCAAGUACAAGGGCGCAGUCUGCACAGUCUGCGAGGUAUGCGAAAUUGGCAAGCACGGCAGUGGCUUAAAGCUCUUCGCUUAA
Messenger RNA from Phaeoacremonium minimum UCRPA7, 3666 nucleotides. RefSeq names its product putative coatomer subunit protein. The transcript is spliced from 5 exons. Gene Ontology annotation, biological process: retrograde vesicle-mediated transport, Golgi to endoplasmic reticulum; intracellular protein transport; endoplasmic reticulum to Golgi vesicle-mediated transport. Gene Ontology annotation, cellular component: COPI vesicle coat. The record is from RefSeq and is a predicted model, not a curated record. NCBI's taxonomy places the organism in Eukaryota, Fungi, Ascomycota, Sordariomycetes, Togniniales, Togniniaceae. Gene Ontology annotation, molecular function: protein binding; structural molecule activity. Bases 1 to 3666 code for a protein of 1221 amino acids.